This is a messenger RNA of Zalophus californianus (California sea lion), 5755 nucleotides long. It is a transcript of the gene ELF2, whose product is annotated as E74 like ETS transcription factor 2. Gene Ontology annotation, cellular component: nucleus. Gene Ontology annotation, molecular function: DNA-binding transcription factor activity, RNA polymerase II-specific; sequence-specific DNA binding. The transcript has 11 exons. The record is from RefSeq and is a predicted model, not a curated record. Bases 544 to 2364 code for a protein of 606 amino acids. Lineage: Eukaryota; Metazoa; Chordata; Mammalia; Carnivora; Otariidae. Gene Ontology annotation, biological process: cell differentiation; regulation of transcription by RNA polymerase II.
GGGCCCGGGAGCGGGGCGAGGGCGGGGGCCACCAUUGCUCCCCGCGCCGGGCUCUGUGUCGCCGCCGUCGCCUCGGCGGUUGGGGAUCGGUGGGGCGGCGCGGGCGGAGGGCGCUGCACGGGGCGGCUCGCCGCUGUUUUGUUCCUCCUCUCCCAGUGGAGCGGCUCGGGCUGCCGGGGGAGGCCCUGGCUCCCUCGGGACGCCCGGCCAACGGCGGCGGCGGUGCUAGUCCGCGGCCCUGCCGGGAGGGAAAGCUACGCCGUGGUCUUCCCAGCCGACGCGGAGAGCAGUUCCAAAGAACUGCUGGUUUAUAUUUUAGCUCUUGCCGAGUUGUGAAAAUAGUGAAGGAUGAUUAUACUACUUAACCUCCAAAUUGCUCUCUGGUUAAUCAUCUUUAGAAGACUGGAUUUCUGGAAAUCUCCUUCACUCCAUGUCUAUUGACUUUUAAAAACAUGAUAAUGCAAUCCUGUAACACUGGCAAUCAUCCAUGAACCUUUAAAUUAUACUGCUUAAUAGCGUUUGAAGCUUCCUCAGGGAAUAACAAUGACAUCAGCAGUGGUUGACAGUGGAGGUUCUAUUUUGGAGCUUUCCAGCAAUGGAGUAGAAAAUCAAGAGGAAAGUGAAAAGGUUUCUGAAUAUCCAGCAGUGAUUGUGGAGCCAGUUCCAAGUGCCAGAUUAGAGCAGGGCUAUGCAGCCCAGGUUCUGGUCUAUGAUGAUGAGACUUACAUGAUGCAAGAUGUGGCAGAAGAACAAGAAGUUGAGACCGAGAAUGUGGAAACAGUGGAAGCAUCAGUUCAUAGCAGUAAUGCACACUGUACAGAUAAGACAAUUGAAGCUGCUGAAGCCCUGCUUCAUAUGGAAUCUCCUACCUGCUUAAGGGAUUCAAGAAGUCCUGUGGAAGUGUUUGUCCCUCCUUGUGUAUCAACUCCAGAAUUUAUCCAUGCUGCUAUGAGGCCAGAUGUCAUUACAGAAACUGUAGUGGAGGUGUCAACUGAAGAAUCGGAACCAAUGGAUACCUCUCCUAUUCCGACAUCACCAGAUAGCCAUGAACCGAUGAAAAAGAAAAAAGCUCAAAGGGCUUCGCAGAUUAUCAGAUCCUCUGCAAUAGUUGGCCGUAAACCAAAGACCCAGCAAUCACCAAUCUCCAAUGGGUCUCCUGAGUUAGGUAUAAAGAAGAAACCCAGAGAAGGAAAAGGAAACACAACCUAUUUGUGGGAGUUUCUUUUAGAUCUACUUCAAGAUAAAAAUACUUGUCCUCGGUAUAUUAAGUGGACUCAGAGAGAAAAAGGCAUAUUCAAGCUUGUGGAUUCAAAGGCUGUCUCUAAACUUUGGGGAAAGCAUAAGAACAAGCCAGAUAUGAACUAUGAAACUAUGGGACGAGCUCUGAGAUACUAUUACCAAAGGGGUAUUCUUGCAAAGGUUGAAGGACAGAGGCUUGUAUAUCAGUUCAAGGAUAUGCCCAAAAACAUAGUGGUCAUAGAUGACGACAAAAGUGAAACUUGUAAUGAAGAUUUAGCAGCAGCUACUGAUGAAAAAUCCUUAGAACGAGUGUCACUGUCUGCAGAGAGUCUCCUGAAAGCAGCAACCUCUGUUCGUGGUGGAAAAAACUCAUCUCUGAACUGCUCCAGGGCAGAGAAGGGUGUAGCUAGAGUUGUAAACAUCACUUCCCCUGGUCAUGAUCCUCCAUCCAGGUCUCCUACUACUACUGCGUCUGUGUCAGCAACAGCAGCUCCAAGGACAGUUCGUGUGGCAAUGCAAGUACCUGUUGUAAUGACAUCGUUGGGUCAGAAAAUCUCAACUGUGGCAGUUCAGUCAGUUAAUGCAGGUGCACCGUUAAUAACCAGCACUAGUCCAACAACAGCAACCUCUCCCAAGGUAGUUAUUCAGACGAUCCCUACUGUGAUGCCAGCCUCUUCUGAAAACGGAGACAAAAUCACCAUGCAGCCUGCCAAAAUUAUCACCAUCCCAGCUACACAACUUGCACAGUGUCAGCUGCAGACAAAGUCAAAUCUGACUGGGUCCGGAAGCAUUAACAUUGUUGGAACCCCGCUGGCUGUGAGAGCACUUACCCCCGUUUCAAUAGCCCACGGUACACCUGUAAUGAGACUAUCAGUGCCUACUCAACAGGCGUCUGGCCAGACUCCUCCGCGAGUUAUCAGCGCGGUCCUGAAGGGGCCAGAGGUCAAAUCAGAAGCAGUGGCAAAAAAGCAGGAACAUGACGUGAAAACUUUGCAGCUGGUACAAGAAGAAAAACCAGCAGAUGGAAGUAAGACAGUGACCCACGUAGUGGUUGUCAGUGCGCCUUCAGCUAUUGCCCUUCCUGUAACUAUGAAAACGGAAGGACUAGUGACAUGUGAGAAAUAAAAGAGCAGCUCUACCGUGGACUUUAGACUGUUAGUGAUAGAACUAACACAAAUAUUUGCAAGGGAGGUCAUCAAGCAAAGUCAAAAGAAGACUUUAAAACAUUUUUAACGCAUCUAAGAAAACAAUCAGACUUACUGGAAAUAAAUUACCUAUCCCAUGUUUCAGUGGGAAAUGAACUACAUACAGAGAUGCUGACAGAAAACUGCCUCUUACAGUAGGAAACAACUGAACCCGUCAAUAAGGAAAAGGAUUGAAAGGGACCAAGCAACUCACUACAAUAUCCAGUUACACUAAGACUUGGAACACUAACACUCUGUAAGAGGUUAUAUAGUUUUCAGUGGGGAGGGGUUGGGACGGGUGAUCUCAUUGUUACAUAGAGCAAUUUUUGAUGCAUUUUAUAUGCAUACCAGCAAUUAUUACUGUGUUCACACAGAACUCACUUAACUGGUGCUAUGUGAAGACUGCUAAUAUAGGUAUUUUAGAAUGUGAAUUGAAAAUGGAUCCAAAAGCUUUUCAGAAAGAGGAUAGCAAAAAAGACCUAGUGCGAUUUUUUUUUUUUUAUAUCAUAUAGCUUAAGCUGAUUUAAAACAAAGGCCUUAGACUAAUUUUCAGUUUUCUUUAUUGAAAUAAGCUAAUGGCUUGUUUGUGUAAAGCUUUUUUUAUUAAAAGAAAAAUUUUAAAAAUCUUGUACCUAGCACAGUAUUGUUAUAGAAUUUACAUGUAACAUUUUAUAUGGUAGUUUAAGUCUGUCAGUUUCUUAAUUGUGGACAAAUUAACAGUUGGCUCUGGCCUUUUGCUGUAACCUGCCUGUGUCACUCACUUAGCCCUGGCAUCUGUGCAGACAUAGCAGUUUCAGUUCUACUGUCACUUGGAAGUUCAGGCUCAGCAUGAAUUUUUGUCAGGUAGCUCUAAUACCUGGUGUUUUUGUUUUUUUUUUUUUCCUUCCUUCCUUUUUUUUUUUUUUAGUUGAAGUUUAAGAGGGAAAGUACCAGUGUUCAGAUUUGAACUAUAAUAGUUUGUAUAUUCAACAUUUGAAGUAUAUUCUAUUUUGUUGUACUCUUGUUUCAAAGUGUAUUCAAGUAGGUUUUCUGAAAUAUAGAAAUGAAAUUUAUGUUGUGUUUUGGUCUCUGGUGAUAUUUAUAACAAUAUUCAAAAGCUAGUAUAGAGACACUGUUUAAGUAUAGAAGUCUUAUUUCUCCUUCCCAACUACUGUGUGAAAAAAUUUUCCUUCUGUUUGUUUCAUUACAUUAAUAUUUGGCAAGUAUCUGCAUGUUGCCACUUAUUUUCUAAUUACUAUCAUGAACUAUAAUGUUCUACUUACCAUGAGUUUAUUAUUUUAAUGUUGGCCACACUUAAAGAAAUUUCUCAAACAGACCUUUUGAGGGUUAAGAAGAUCAAGUGAUACUCUAGCCCUUUUACAAAUUAGGAAAUGGAGGUACUAGAGGGAUUACAUGAAUUUCCUAAUUUCACACCAAAUUAGGUCCUGUGACCCCACAUCUUAAUGCUCUUUCUACUACAAAGAAAAGUUGUCUAUUUUUACAUCUUUUAGAAAUUUAAAUAAACUGAUACUUAAUGUUUUGUGGCCUUCAGUUGUGCAUUUGAUCAGACACUACUUAGGUUGACAAAGAUUUUUAUAAUAGCACCCUUUGUAAUCGUUUAAUUUUCCAGACAUACCUGAUGGUACUUUUUAAUAAAAUCUCAAAGAAAAACUCACUUGAUUCUUAUCCCAUUUGGGAAUUAAGCUCAAAUUUUACCUACUUUUAAGACAGUUCCUAAAAUUUCAGUUUUCUUUGGCACUUAAUACAGUUGUCUUCUUUUUUGCACUAUAGUUUCAUUUCUUUAGUUAUACUCCAUGAUAUUUUUGGAGGGCAAAGAAUAGAUAGCUCAUACCAUACCUACACCUUUCUCCAAAUGCUGAGUUUAUUGACACUUAUUGGACAUGUGUUGGUUUUGGUAACAUAUUUGCUAAGAAUCUAAGUCAUGUGCUAUGGAGGACAACUAAAGAGACUUCAAUUUUGAGUGAAUAAUUCCCCCCUCACCACUGUAUUAUUAGUUGGUUCUAACUGGGUUAAGUCAGAACUACCUAGCUUAUCUCCACCACACUACCUAGACAUUUUUUUGUCUCAGAAAUUCUAAGUACACCUAAGGUCCAGGUUUGGAAACAGAUGUAGACAGUAUAUACUGAUCAGAGUGUUUCUGAUUAAAAUUCUCAGUGGUACGGCUUUUAAUCUCAACCCUUCCAAACUGUAAACCACUGUAACUUAACAUUUGCUUUUUCGUGUCCGGUAUGCUGGAGAAGAACCUUGUAACAAUGGCUUAAUGCCACUGUGUAUUCCAGCCUCACUAGGGCUUGUGAACAAUAAUCAGCAGUCUGUCCAUUUAUUCCUUAGGUCUGUUUCUAGCAACAAUUCCAGCCUUACUACCCUGCUUAACCGAAUGACCAGUAUACCUCUUUCUAGAGAACAUGGUGGUCCAGAGCUAUGAACUCCCUCCAUUUCUGGACCCUUGACUGUAAGAACAUCUACUUUCUCUGGCAUCCAUCCUUACCCAUCUGUUUCAGGAAGGAGGCAGGGGUGCCUUCCUCCUGUACUCCGUCUUCUCCCCCCUUCAUACCUUUGUGGUCUCCUUGUUCCAACAAGUUUUAUAGCCUAUUGCUGUCUCUCUUCCGUAGCUGAGUUCUGGCUUAAGAGAAACAGUUCUGAGAUCCAACAAUCCAGUAGUAAAAUUAAACAGACACUUCAUUUUUUUCAUGGGAUCUUGUGCCUUAGCCUACGUAAAUUCUUUGGUUUUCCAUGACAUCCUUCUGGUUUACUUCCUGCCUUCUUAGUCUGCUUUGCUCUCCUUCAGUUUCCUAUUUAAUGUUAAUACUUAGCAAGAUUCUGUCUGUGGGUCUCUUUUCUUCAGAUUUUCUUCAAAUUUUCUUCUUUACUUCAGAGAGUAGGUGUACAAAUUAAAUGAAUAUGUUAAGGAUUUAGAACCAUUGCCUGGCAUAUAGCAAGCACUCUUAAGUGUUUACUAUUACAAUUUCACUUCAACUUAAUGGUUAGUUUUAUUCAUGCCUGUGGUUUUUACUACCAAAUGUGUAGUAAGACUCAGGUGUGUAGUAAGACUCAGGUGGGUUUAUCUAACUGCUUACAAUUUCCUGAUCUCCUCCUGAAUGUCUGGUCAAACUCUGUUCUAAAAUCUGUUCUUCUUAGCUCAGUAAAUGACACUACCAGCAGUCCAUUACUCAUGCCAGAAGAAACCAUUCUAGACACCUUACUUCCUACCUCCCAUCAUUCACCAAAUCCUAUUGAUGUUACCUUUUAAGUAGCUUUUUUCCCAUCCUCCCAACCUUUACUGCUGUCUCACUAAUCCUCCCUCUACUCUUACUUAUAAAUGCAAAUUUCAU